This is a messenger RNA of Gavialis gangeticus (Gharial), 2644 nucleotides long. RefSeq names its product protein kinase C iota (gene PRKCI). NCBI's taxonomy places the organism in Eukaryota, Metazoa, Chordata, Crocodylia, Gavialidae. Gene Ontology annotation, biological process: protein phosphorylation. Gene Ontology annotation, molecular function: protein binding; diacylglycerol-dependent serine/threonine kinase activity; ATP binding. The record is from RefSeq and is a predicted model, not a curated record. The coding region runs from base 16 to 1812 and encodes 598 amino acids. The transcript is spliced from 19 exons.
CAGGGGCGAGCGGCGAUGCCGACGCAGCGGGAGGGCAGCGGCGGCGGCACCACCAUGUCCCAUUUGUCGCUGGGUGGCGGCGACAGCGCUCACCAGGUCCGCGUCAAAGCCUACUACAAGGGGGACAUCAUGAUAACCUAUUUCGAACCUUCCAUCUCAUUUGAAGGACUGUGUAAUGAAGUUCGAGACAUGUGCUCAUUUGACAAUGAACAGCUCUUCACUAUGAAAUGGAUUGAUGAAGAAGGAGACCCGUGUACAGUUUCUUCUCAGCUGGAGUUGGAAGAAGCUUUCCGGUUAUAUGAAUUAAACAAAGAUUCUGAGCUGCUAAUUCAUGUGUUUCCUUGUGUACCAGAAAGGCCCGGCAUGCCCUGUCCAGGAGAAGAUAAAUCCAUUUAUCGUCGUGGUGCCCGCCGGUGGCGAAAGCUGUACUGUGCAAAUGGUCAUACUUUUCAAGCAAAGCGGUUUAAUAGGAGAGCUCAUUGUGCCAUAUGUACUGACCGAAUAUGGGGUCUGGGACGUCAGGGCUAUAAGUGCAUCAACUGCAAACUCCUCGUUCACAAGAAGUGUCACAAACUUGUCAACAUUGAAUGUGGUCGCCAUACACUUCCACCAGAGCCUAUAAUACCUAUGGAUCAGUCAUCAGUGCAUCCAGAUAACAUAGAACCAGUAAUUCCAUAUAAUCCUUCAAGUCAUGAAAGUUUGGAUCAUGUUGGUGAAGAAAAAGAGGCAAUGAGCAUUAGAGAAAGUGGCAAAGCUUCCUCUAGUCUGGGCCUUCAGGAUUUUGACCUGCUCCGGGUUAUUGGAAGAGGCAGCUAUGCUAAAGUACUUCUUGUUCGAUUGAAGAAAACUGAACGUAUUUAUGCAAUGAAAGUUGUGAAGAAAGAACUAGUCAAUGAUGAUGAGGACAUUGAUUGGGUUCAGACAGAGAAACAUGUUUUUGAACAGGCUUCUAAUCAUCCCUUCCUUGUUGGACUGCACUCUUGCUUCCAGACAGAAAGCAGACUAUUUUUUGUUAUAGAAUAUGUCAAUGGAGGAGACUUAAUGUUUCAUAUGCAGCGGCAGAGGAAAUUGCCAGAGGAGCAUGCCAGGUUUUAUUCUGCAGAAAUCAGCCUAGCAUUGAACUAUCUGCAUGAAAGAGGGAUAAUCUACAGAGAUUUGAAACUGGACAAUGUAUUACUGGAUUCUGAGGGACACAUUAAACUCACAGAUUAUGGCAUGUGCAAGGAAGGGUUAAGGCCUGGAGAUACAACCAGCACUUUCUGUGGGACUCCCAACUACAUUGCUCCUGAGAUCUUGCGAGGAGAGGAUUAUGGAUUCAGCGUAGACUGGUGGGCACUGGGUGUACUUAUGUUUGAAAUGAUGGCAGGAAGAUCACCAUUUGACAUUGUUGGAAGCUCUGAUAACCCUGAUCAGAACACAGAGGAUUAUCUCUUUCAAGUUAUUUUGGAAAAGCAAAUACGUAUUCCACGAUCCCUCUCUGUUAAAGCAGCAAGCGUUCUAAAAAGUUUUCUUAACAAGGAUCCAAAAGAACGUUUAGGCUGCCAUCCUCAGACAGGAUUUGCAGAUAUUCAGGGACAUCCAUUCUUCCGCAAUGUUGACUGGGAUCUGAUGGAACAAAAACAAGUGGUUCCUCCAUUUAAACCAAAUAUAUCAGGGGAGUUUGGUCUGGAUAACUUUGAUUCCCAAUUCACUAAUGAACCAGUGCAGCUCACUCCAGAUGAUGAUGAUAUUGUGAAGAAAAUUGACCAGUCGGAAUUUGAAGGUUUUGAAUAUAUCAAUCCACUUUUGAUGUCAGCUGAGGAAUGUGUCUGAUCUUCCUCUUCUAGACUGUGCCAUUUGUUGUGUUUUAUACUGUUUUCUGCAUGGAUAAGCAACUUGUUGUUUGGAUGCACUUGCAUAGAAUGAUUAACUGACUAUUUUAUCCGUGCCACUAACUGUGGUUUAUUCACUGAUUCUCAGCAUUCAUUGUUGCAGCCAGCUACUGUGCAGCACUUGCUCUGGGUUGCACAAAAAUUUAAAAUGUUUUCUCAACAAUUUUGCCAAAGUUGAAUUGUAAUAAAUAAGCUGGUAUAUAGGGUGCCUAAAUGACGUAGUGAAGUUUGCUGUAUAAUCUGCUGAUUGUGUAAUGUAGCUAUGUAUUUUGAAGAAAAAUAAUGUUACUGCUUUGCAAGAGUGCAUUUUGCAUACAGUCACGUAAUAAAAUAGUACUAAAUAGCUUCCAUACUCUUGGCAAGAUUAAGGUACUAACUCUGGUAACUUGUAAAAUUCUACCCUUUCUCUUCCUUGCUUCCCCACCCCACCUCACCUUGUUUUUCCUGAUCAUUUCUAGAUGACAGUGGAAGCUGAAGUGUUGUCCCUGUACACUCAAAUAACACUAGGACAGCCGUUCUUUUAAACAGCAGUAGAACAAAAAUGUAAUUGCUUUCUUGGAAUAGGAAACAUUUGAUUCAUCCCAGGGGAUGAUCAUAAUAGAACUGGUAGAUUACACUCCUCAGUUUAUUUCUGACUGGUAACUAGGAAUAACAUUAUAAAGCCUUUUGGUAUGUGAAAAGCAUGUGCCUUUCUGAGCCUGUCCUUUUCAUCAAGGGUUAUAGUAUAUAAAGUGUCAGCGUAAAUGAGUAGAAUAAGUUUAUACUUGUAAAAA